Messenger RNA from Penicillium subrubescens, 1029 nucleotides. Its product is annotated as alpha/beta hydrolase. The record is from RefSeq and is a predicted model, not a curated record. Bases 1 to 1029 code for a protein of 342 amino acids. NCBI's taxonomy places the organism in Eukaryota, Fungi, Ascomycota, Eurotiomycetes, Eurotiales, Aspergillaceae. The transcript has 2 exons. Gene Ontology annotation, molecular function: hydrolase activity.
AUGUCCUUGUCUCUUGAAGAUCGGCUCAGGCUGGCAGUCAUGGACGAUGAGCUGGCAGAGUUCCUGAAGGCAAAUCCACUGCCCCAAAUAAAUACAGCCGAUCCCUCCAAGGCCAUUGCAGGGCUGAGAAUGUACAUGACAAGCCAAUAUAAGCCGCCGAGUCACGAAACCAAUGUAGUUGAACGCGACAUCUACUUUGCCAACCGUGACGGGCUUCAACUACGUGCCUAUGUUUUUGCACCUAAGGAGGCCCCGGCAAAACCCAUGCCUCUGGUGGUUUACAUCCAUGGCGGAGGAUGGACUAUUGGAUCUCCGGAAGAUACAGCGACCCCGUGCCGGAGAUUGGUUGAAUCGCUAAGUGUAACUUGCAUCGCGCCUGCGUACCGACAGGGCCCUGAAGAUCCAUUUCCAGCUGGCAUAAACGAUGCCUGGGAUGGAUUGAAGUGGAUUGCAGCAAAUGCCGAGGCCGAGUUAGGCGUAUUAUUGUCAAGCGGCUUCGUCGUUGGCGGCUCUUCUGCAGGUGGCAAUAUGUCCGCAGUCCUUACCCAUCUUGCCCGCGACGAAGGCCUGUCUCCAAAGAUAACGGGCACAUUUCUACUGGCCCCAAUGAUUUUACCCCCAGGGACAAAGGUGGCGUUACCUGACCAAUUCAAAGACAUUUACCUAUCUCGCACUCAAGAGGCUUGUAAGGACGACCCAGUUCUUUCGCCAGCCCUUGAAAAGAUUUUCAACGUUUCGGCAAAGGGUGACGAACAAUCUCCAAUGUUCGUGCCGUACAUCUGGCCGACUGGACACCAAGGACUGCCAAAAACAUACUUCCAAGUCUGUGGAAUGGAUAUCCUUCGCGAUGAGGAUUUCAUCUAUGAGCAAGUCCUAGCCGAAAAUGGUGUGGAGACAAAGUUCGAUCUCUAUCCUGGCAUGCCUCAUAUUUUCUGGGGCACUUUCCCCACCCUCACGCAGAGUAGGAAGGCUGCUUCGGAUUUCAUUGAUGGGAUCAAAUGGCUUCUUGACGGAUCGACCAAGGGCUAA